Molecule: messenger RNA, 3682 nt
Organism: Esox lucius (northern pike)
Lineage: Eukaryota; Metazoa; Chordata; Actinopteri; Esociformes; Esocidae
Gene: ncaldb
Product: neurocalcin delta b
Exons: 4
Coding region: 401-979 (192 amino acids)
Biological process (GO): calcium-mediated signaling
Cellular component (GO): cytosol
Molecular function (GO): tubulin binding; calcium ion binding; actin binding
Source: RefSeq, a predicted model, not a curated record
CCGUGAAGUUUUCUUUGUCUUUCUUAUUGGUCACCAGUGUGACAGACAACCUCAUUGAAAUCACCUGAGCGCAGGAUUCUUGUUGCCAAGGAAACGGCGACAUCCAUUGGCCUGUAGUUUACCAUGUGACCCAAGGUUUUACGUCCUAGUAGGCGGGGCUAGUGUUCUGCCCUCCGGGCUAAACCGAGUAAUCCGGGUUUUGGGAAAUCUUGUAGAACUCAGGAGUUGAUGCUGCCCGACCGAGCUUUUCUCUCUCCCUCCCAGUCUGUGAUACCCUUUGCUGUGAUUAUUUUCCGGCUGCAACUGCUCUCAGCUUGAUUCGUAGCACACAUGGACUAUUAAAAAAGUAAACAGACUUCAAAAGUACCCCAAAUAAUCUCAAGCCACCCUAACAUCUAAAAUGGGGAAACAGAACAGCAAACUCCGUCCAGAGGUGAUGCAGGAUCUGCUGGAAAGCACCGACUUCACUGAAGCCGAGAUCCAGGAGUGGUAUAAGGGGUUUCUGAGGGACUGUCCCAGUGGUGCCCUCUCCAUGGAGGAGUUCAAGAAGAUCUACGGCAACUUCUUUCCCUACGGAGAUGCCUCAAAAUUUGCUGAGCACGUCUUCCGCACCUUUGACGCCAAUGGGGACGGGACGAUAGACUUCAGGGAGUUCAUCAUUGCUCUGAGUGUGACGUCACGAGGCCAUCUGGACCAGAAGCUGAAGUGGGCUUUCAGCAUGUAUGACCUGGACGGAAACGGAUACAUCAGCAAAGCCGAGAUGCUGGAGAUUGUCCAGGCGAUCUACAAGAUGGUUUCCUCCGUGAUGAAGAUGCCAGAGGAUGAGUCAACACCUGAGAAACGCACAGACAAGAUCUUCAGACAAAUGGACACAAAUCGUGAUGGUAAACUGUCUCUAGAAGAAUUUGUUGAGGGAGCAAAGAACGAUCCUUCCAUUGUGCGCCUGCUUCAGUGUGACCCCAGCAGCGCUGGCCAGUAGAGGGCUCAGUCUUCAAUACUGUUAUUUAUUCAUUUCAAAACUAUUCCAUUCAACCAGUAGUGAAAACCUGUCCACAUGAUCCAUAUGGACCAGACAACCAUGGACCCAAGCCAAGGCCAUGGACCCAAGCAGAAACCAUGGACCUAUAACUUGUGUGUCUCUACAUCAAAUGCACACUCUCCUGGAAAAGUGUGAAAAUCCUGGGAUCCAUUGACUCUUACCCCCCCCCCCCCCACCCCCCAUAUAAUACAAACCUCCGCCAUUAACACUGUAUGUUCAUGAAUCUGUAUACAUUUACAUUCAUUCACACACAGCGAGAUCCGGCCCAGGUACAUUUAGACCCAGUAAAGACACUGCUUCCCCAACACCACCUGAUCAGACUCAGGUACUUAUUCCAGAGGACAAACAAUUGAAAUCACAUCAGAGACUUUUCAUUACACCUCCACAUCCAAAGUGGAUGAGAAGACAAGCCAGUGUCUGACAGUGGGCUGUUGUCCCGGGAACACAAUGAACUACGUCAGUGGUUUUUAGAAAUCUCCUCUGGGACCCGCAGAUGUUUUAAAUACAAGGAGCGGCUGGGAGUCUGGAAGGAGAGGUGUGAGAAGAUGCUCUACAGGAUGUUACUUUAAGAAGGACAUGGCUGUUUAGCACCCCUUUGAAGACAGUUUGGAUAAUUCAGCUGGUAGAACACCUAACGAUAAUUUCCAGGGUGAGAUCUGGUUAAAAUCAGGAUAUUACCACCAAAAUGCAUCAUACUUUACACACACCUUACAGUGGUCCUCUUCAUGCUGGUGAUUUUCAUUAGUGACUGGGCAAAAAGCGAUCGCUGGAUAUAAUACAUAUUAUACCUGGUGGUAAAAUGGUGGCAUUUAAAUUAUUUCAAUUAGAAGGAUAAUGUCUGCAGUUUAAUAAUUGUAAUCCUAGGAUGGUACAGAAGCAAAGUAGAGGACCCUACAUUCCCCUAUGCAUUAUCUCUACCAUUUAAAUAGACUCACAAAGCAACAGUUCACUCAUAGAAACAGGUAUCUGUCCUCAUCUCUGAUGUAAAGUAUGUGACUGGCUUUGUUCCUGGUACUCCAGUGUGAGUCCAUCCUACAUUCUGGGACAUUGUGUUGCAUUUCAUCUUGUUUGUUUUUUAUUAUAUUGACAUGUGAAGCAAUCAGUGUACCUGCUGAAAUGCGUACAGACAAUAGGGACCUGCAGUGUACCCCUGAAAACCUCUGAUAAGCACAGAGAGAGACGGAAGGUUCUGGUCCAGGUUUUCUGCUCUGCAGGGUCUUCAGGUCCGAUGGGAGAAAUAAUCCACUGAACCAAGGCUUCAUCUUAAUCACAUCAGAACAAGUGUUUCUAUUAAAUAUUCAUUGGUACGAGACAGGAGGAUAAUUUCAGCAUUGUAUAAAUAUUUCAUUUUUGGCAUGUUUGGCUUAUUUUUUCGAAUACAGCGCUACAUAUUUUACAUAGCAUCAUCAUGUGGUCAAGUGCCAAAUAUAAAUAUAUACAAAGAGGUCAACAAUAGUAUUUUAUCAGUGUAUACUAUACUUAAUUUGUCAAAGAAAAUAUUUGUCAUUGUAUCAUUUUGUGGAUUUUGUAUGUUUACUUUGUUGGAUUAUGUGUCAGAAUAGUGUUUAAAUACAGAAAGUCUGUAUUUUUAGAUUAUUUUAUGGAGAAAAUAAAAAUAUAUAAAAUAUUGUGCGCAGGCAAUAUUCUGAAUUUACUAUGAAGUAGCCUCCCCUAACAUGGCACCCAAUCAGGCUGAAACACAAAAAAAUUACAAAGAUGCAAUUUCUUCACAUGUUUAUUCAGUCACCAACAUACUGUUCCUAUGUACACAAUGAGGGUUUGGUUCUGGAACAACCAACCAGAAGCCAGUAUCACCCAUGAGGAACUGGCCUCCACCAACCAGAGGCCGGCAUCACCCUGGAGGAACAGGCCUCCACCAACCAGAGGCCGGUAUCACCCUGGAGGAACAGGCCUCCACCAACCAGAGGCCGGUAUCACCCUGGAGGAACUGGCCUCCACCAACCAGAGGCCGGUAUCACCCUGGAGGAACUGGCCUCCACCAACCAGAGGCCGGUAUCACCCUGGAGGAACUGGCCUCCCCCAACCAGAGGCCAGUAUCACCCUGGAGGAACUGGCCUCCACCAACCAGAGGCCAGUAUCACCCUGGAGGAACUGGCCUCCACCAACCAGAGGCCAGUAUCACCCUGGAGGAACUGGCUUCCUGGCUGACAGCCUUUCAGAAGGCACCACUAACAUAAAAUCACAUUUUGCAUAUUGUAGCUGUUAUAAAACCACAAAUUUAAAUUUGAAACUGGACAAUUUCAGAGUACAAAUAAUAAUAAGCAUUAAUGCAGUAAUAAGUACUUUAAAGAGGUGUUCCCUUGAGAAACGUCACUAAUCGCUGAGAAAUAGCUACCAAUAAAUAACAUGAGUACUGAACAUCACACAGCUGACCCUCUGUCUCUAUACAGGGGAGGUCAUGACAACAGUCCCCAGUACAGUUGAAACCAAAAGACCAUUUAACAUAGCCUGAAAUCCAGUAUGUUGUUACUAACAUUCCACUCCUUGCCAUUCCUUGGCAGAACAAAAAGUCCUUGUGUCCUUCAUCCUGAUUAAAAAAUCUUUGUAGCAUGUAAUUGAGCCAGAUUUUGGCCUAAUCUUGUCUGUUUACUUCUAAGAUCAUAAUAAAAAUGUUCUGUUAUA